Molecule: messenger RNA, 1586 nt
Organism: Schizophyllum commune H4-8
Lineage: Eukaryota; Fungi; Basidiomycota; Agaricomycetes; Agaricales; Schizophyllaceae
Product: WD40 repeat-like protein
Exons: 4
Coding region: 30-1586 (518 amino acids)
Biological process (GO): positive regulation of transcription by RNA polymerase I; rRNA processing
Cellular component (GO): nucleolus
Molecular function (GO): protein binding
Source: RefSeq, a predicted model, not a curated record
CCGACACCGACAAUAGGACGCUCAGCGCGAUGGAGUACGCGCCCGUAGUAGUCCAGCAGGCCCCCAGACCGGGCCCGGCUUCGAGCCCGGAGGCACGCCAGUGGAGAGCAUUCAAGCACCCGGUGUUCGUCAAGGAGUACGCGCCGGUCACAGCGGUGCACUUCUCCCCAGCGCGACCGCACCGGUACGCGGUCACGGCGGCGACGCGCAUACAGAUAUACGCACCGCGCACGCAAAAGGUCGUCAAGACCAUCUCGAGAUUCAAGGAUGUUGCGCGAAGUGGGCAUAUCCGUGCGGACGGGAAGCUAGUCGUAGCAGGAGACGAUAGUGGCUUGGUUCAGAUAUUUGACAUCAACUCCCGUGCAAUUCUUCGUACCUUAGAUGCACAUAAACUCCCCACCCACGUCGCCCAAUUCUCCACCCUCGCACCCACCCAAGUGCUCACUGGCUCCGACGACACUACUGUCCGCCUCUGGGAUGUUCCCUCCCAAACCCCUGUCUCGACCUUCACUGCCCACACCGACUACGUCCGUACUGGCACCGUCAGCACUACCAACCCAUCCCUCAUCUUCACGGGCUCAUACGAUGGCACCGCUCGUCUCUUCGAUGCUCGCAGCGGUGCUUGCGAGAUGUCGAUGCGUCCUACGGGCAACACCGCACCUCCAGUCGAGCAGGCAGCCCUCCUCCCAGCCGGAACUGUAGCACUUACCACCGCCGGCCCUGUGCUCCGCGUCUGGGAUCUCGUCGCAGGUGGCAGGUGCACUCGCGCUCUUUCCAACCACCAGAAGACAGUCACCGCCCUCGCACUCGCGCCCGGCGGCGCCCGCGUCCUUACCGGUGGCCUCGACCGCAUGGUAAAGGUCUACGACGUCGCGAGCUACCGCGUCGUGCACACUAUGCGGUAUCCCGCGCCGCUGCUCUGCCUCGCCAUGUCGCCGGACGGGACGCACCUGGCAGCGGGUAUGGCGGAUGGGACGCUCUCCGUGCGCAGGAGACAGCUACCGAAGAAGGAGCAGGAGGACGAGGAUGCCGGGCUGCUGGCCGGCGCGUCAUACGAGGCGUUCCUUGGUGGGAGCGCGACGAUUGGGCAGGGCAAGGUCAAAGCGAAGGGGAAGGCGAAGGCUACGGGCGAUGCGGGCGAGUUCAGGGUGGAGAGCCGGAGAAGGAAGCGUCUGCGCGACUAUGAUCGCAUGCUUAAGGCAUUCAAGUACUCGGCUGCGCUCGACGCAGUACUGAAGAAGAAUGUUCCCCCAUCCACCACCUUCGCCGUAAUCCAAGAGCUCGCGCAUCGCGAUGGUCUCCGUUCCGCACUCGCAGGGCGCGACGAUGUUCUUCUCGAGCCCGUCCUCCAUGUCCUUCUCAAGCACGUUGCGGACCCGAGAUUCGGCGGUCUGGUGUGCGACGUGGCGCGAGUUGUGCUAGACAUGUACGCCCCCGCCCUCGGCCAGUCGCCCCUCAUCGAUGCCCUUGUGCUCCGCCUGCGCCGCAAGGUGGCCGCCGAGCUUCGCUUCCAGCGCGAGGUUGCCUCUGUGCGCGGUGCACUGGAUAUGUUGCUUGCUGGUGCGGCGUUGGGGAAGACGGCCUGA